This is a messenger RNA of Trifolium pratense (red clover), 3672 nucleotides long. Its product is annotated as interaptin-like. Bases 337 to 3258 code for a protein of 973 amino acids. Lineage: Eukaryota; Viridiplantae; Streptophyta; Magnoliopsida; Fabales; Fabaceae. The record is from RefSeq and is a predicted model, not a curated record. The transcript has 4 exons.
AAGCAAAAUAAAGAAAUGUUGAACUCUACCAAUCCUUUGUGAGCAAGUUAUUUGCCAUUUUAGUGUCUGUUAUGUGGUCCCCACUUCCACACACAACAAAUCCCACAGGCAACCAAAAAAACAAACAACCUUUUAUUCUUUUCUCUGUGUCUCACUCUUUGCAUUUCAUUUUCAUCCUUCAAAUUCCUCUUCCAUUUUUUCUCUUCUAAAGUUUCCAUCUUUCACUUGAAGAAGAUAACACAAACCAUGCAUUGAAAGCUUCACAAAUUUAACUAAUUAAGGGUUUUGAGGUGUUGGAAGUGAUUGCUGAGGGUUUGAAGUUUAUAUAGUUGAAUCAUGGAUGGUCAGGGUUCUAAUAAGCUAAUUUUUAGUGGUGGUGAUGAUGAUGGUAACUUAAAUUUGAAAAUGGUUGCAUCGUGCGAGAAAAAUAUACGGCGUUCAGCUUCUUGUGAAGACUUUUGUAAGAGGAGUACUACUACACUGCCGGUUAAGAGGGUGUUUGAUCACAACAAUUCCUUGUGUGGUUCGAGGAAGAAAUCUAAGGUGUUUCUUUAUGAUUAUGAUGAUGAUGGUGGUGGUGGUGGUGAUGACGACGAUGUUUCUAUUUUCUCUAGAAAUAAAAGGCCUGUCAUGUCAACUGAUGAAUCAUUUUCCUUACUCAAGGAAAAACUUGCAUUGGUAGAAAACUCGUUUGAGGAAUGCAAACAGAUGAGACGAGUAGGAAAGAUGAGAUUGAAGUCCAUAAAGAGGGAUAUUGAGGAGUGUUCCAAAGAGCUUGAAAAUAAGAAAAAGGAAAUUAGUUGUGUUGAAAGAAUUAACGAAGCUCGCAAGAAAAUGGAGGAAAAAGUUGAGGAAUGUCUCGAGGAUUUUGUAGCAAAGGAAGGGCAGCUCCAUUUGAUGGACGACUUGAUUGGAGAGUGCAAGCAAGAGCUCAAGACAAAAGAGUUGGAACUUCGUCAAGUCUUGGAUAACAUUUCAAAACAUAAGCAUUUCGAAAGGCAAAUGACACAGCUGUUGAAUGAUCUGGUAUCAAAACAGAACCAGCUUAAGUCAAAAGAGAAUCAACAUGAAGGCCGGGUGAAGGAGCAUGAAUCAAAAGAGAGAGAAUUUGAAGGGCGAGUGAAAGAGCUGGAAUCUGAAAAGAAGCAAUUUGAAAGACAAGUGCAGGAGUUAGAGUCAAAAGAUAAUCAUCUUGUAUGCCAAAUGAAGGAGUUUGUAUCAGAAAAGAGGGAAUUUGAAAGGCAAAUGGAGCAGCUGGUAUUGAAACAGAAGAAUUUCGAAAGUCGAAUGAAGGAGUUUGAAUUGAAAGAGGGGCAACUUGAAGGCAGAUUGAAGGAGCAUGAAUUGAAUGAGAGAAAGUUUAAAGGCCAAGUGAAUGAUUUGGCAUCAAAACAAAAUCAUUACAAAAGCCGAAUGAAGGAGCUUGAGUCUAAAGAGAAGCAACAUGAAGACAGAGUGAUGGAACUGGAAUCUAAAAAGAAGCAGCUUGAAAGGGACAUGGAGGAGUUCAAAUUAAAAGUGAAGCCAUUGAAAGAACAAGUUAUGGAACUGGCCUCUAAAGAGAAGCAACUUGAUGGACAAGUGAAGGAGCUGGAAUCAAAAAAGAAGCUAUUUGAAAGCCAAGUGAAGGAAUUAGAGUCAAAAGAGAACCAACUUGUAGGCCAAAUGAAAGAGUUUGCAUCAAAAGAGAGGGAAUUUGAAGGCCGAAUGAAGGAGCAGGUGUUGAAACUGAAGCAUUUCGAAAACCAUUUCGAAAGCCGGAUGAGUGAGCUUGAGUCGAAAGAGAAGCAACUUGAAGGCCGGUUGAAGGAGAAUGAAUCAAAUGAGAGAGAAUUUAAAGGCCAAGUGAAGGAGCUGGAAUCUAAAAAGAAGCAUUUUGAAAGCCAGAUGAAGGAGCUUGAAUCAAAACAGAAGAAACAUGAAGGCCAAGUGAAGGAGCAUGAAUCAAAAGAGAGAAAAUUUGAAGGCCAAGUGAAGGAGCUACAAUCUAAAACGAAGCAGGUUGAAAGCCAAGUGAAGGAUUUGUUAUCAAAAGAGAAUCAUUUCAAAAGCCGGAUCAAGGACCUUGAGUUAAACGAGAAGAAACAUGAAGGUCGAGUGAAGGAACACGAGUCAAAAGAUAACCUACUUGUAUGCCAAAUGAAGAAGUUUGAAUCAAAAGAGAGGGAAUUUGAAUGCCAAAUGAAGGAGCAGGUAUUGAAACAGAAGCUUUUUGAAAGCCGAAUGAAUGAGCUUGAGUCAAAAGAGGAGAAAUUGGAAGGUCAAAUGAAGGAGUUGGAAUUUCAAAAGAAGCUCUUUGAAAUCCGAAUGAAGGAGUUGGAGUCAAUAGAUAACCAACUUGCAGAACGAGUGAAGGAAUUUGAAUUAGAAAAGAAGCAUUUUGAGAGCCGACAGAAGGAGCUCGAAUCUAAAGAAAAUCAAUUUGAAGAACAAAUGAAGGUGUUCCAGUCAAAAGAGGAAGAAUUCAAAGGACAAGUGAAGGUGUUUGAAUCAACAGAGGAGGAAUUCAAAGGCCGAGUUAAGGAGCUCGAAACAAAAAAGAAGCAAUUUUUAAACCAAGUUGAGGCCUAUAAAUCAAAAGAGAAGCAAUUUAAAGAAAGGUGGAAAGAACUCGAGUCAAAAGAGAAUAAGUUCAAAAUACAGAUCAAAGAGCUCAAGUUAAAAGAGAAGCAGUUUGAAGGACAAGUCAAAGUUCCUGAGUCAAAGCUCGAUAAAUUUGAUGGACAACUGAAGCAGUCUGAGUUGACAGAGAAACAACAUGAACCAUUGAUAAAAUAUUUUGACGAGGAAAAUGAAUUGGUUACAUCUUACAUGGAUAAUGCAUUUAGUCCUACCAUUGACGAUGGAACAAGUUUGGAAACUGACAUUCUAGCUAAUCUGCGAGAAUCAUCAGAUCCAGCAAAAAUUGUUUUGGAUAUAAUACAGAACCCAACUAUUCCACCGUGUAAGAACGGAGACAAUGUUGUGAUUAUUUAUGAGUGCCACAUCUUUCUGCUAGAACAACUGAUGAGAAUCUCGCCAAAACCAAAUAUUAAACCUUGUGUAAGAGAAGGUGCAUUGAAGCUAGCACUUGAUUUGAAAGCUAACAUGAAAGAAAAUACUGAAAAUUCUUUGACGAUUCUUGGUUUUCUACUGCUUUUGUCGAUUUAUGGACUGGUUACUUAUUUCAAUAAAGAUGAAGUCUUGGAGCUUUUUGCAUUUGUUGAUCAGCACAAGAUAGCCGUGGAGCUGUUUGGGACCUUUCGUUUUUGCAAAUAAAGUUUCGGAUAUGUUUUAAUUUAGAUAUGCUUUGAUUUUGUCGAGAAACUUAUCAAGAGGAGGCAAUUUGUUGUGCAUAUUAAUUGGCUGAGAAGAAUCAACAAGUUUUUGUGCUAGAAAUGUGGUAAUGGAAACCUGCUAACAUAUACACUAUUAUUGUUCAGGUAUAUAUAUUCACGUGUAAAUGAUUUCGAUAGGACUCUCGCUGUUUCGUACUCUUGGUUAAUUCAAAUGAGGCUUCUACCAUCCUUGAAUCUAAUUAAUGUGCCACAAUAGUUACAUUUGGCCUGCAUCUCCGUACCAGCUUGUUCGAUAAAGUGAUUCCAUACAUGUAAUUUUUCUUCUUCCAAACAUUCCCUUAUUAAGAAUGUUAAUUUAUCUAGGAAUAUGAAAAUUUUAUCUUGCUGACUGAAA